Messenger RNA from Spirometra erinaceieuropaei, 23057 nucleotides. Lineage: Eukaryota; Metazoa; Platyhelminthes; Cestoda; Diphyllobothriidea; Diphyllobothriidae. The record is from the annotation of a GenBank genome assembly.
AUGGGCCACAGUAGAAUUUUCAAUCUGUCUUGUCUUCUGAUCACAAUUAGUGGAUUUCUGGCCCGCGGUGAUGAUAACAGAACUGUCUCCAAACGUGCUGUCGUUCCCCCCUUGAAUCACCAGGCAAUUGGCUCCGGUGUGUGGUUCAAUAAAGAACGCACAUACCCCCAGUGUUCUGCUCUGACGUACCAGGAAAUGGACUGCGCCAAUUUUAGCCUCUCCCAACCCCCAGUGGACAAGUCACACUUCUGGCGCCCAGACUGUGGCCUUCUCAUGCAGCGGCUCAUGUGCGCUCUGUACAAAAUUAACUGUCCCACAAUAGGCCAAAGAUCUUUUCAGGUAAGAACAUUUUCUAUAUCUCAUCGGUACGCCUGAUAACAGGCUACUUUUGUGCCUGAAUUUUGUGCGGGAGAAUUGGCUGUAAAGUAAAGGAAGCAGGAAUUGUGCGCCCAACCUUCAGUCCCAUGUUACCAGGUACUUUAAUGACAUCUACGCCAUUUCGCUCCCCAGAGCUAGGCAUUUCAGACCGUCUUCUGAGUUACAAGAAGCUAUUAUUCAGGGGAAAUGAGAAUAUCUUGAAAAAGUUAUAAUCCAAGAAAGAGCAGAUACUUAUUAUAACUAGACAUUAAUGUGACGUAAGACCCAGACGAACGCCAGACUGCCCGAUGGCGCCGAUAUUUAAGGUCGUCAAACAAAUUUUGGAACCUGCUAUUCAAUGACUAGCUAAGAUUCCCCAAGGACGUAUCCUUCUGCAGUAUCUAUCCAAAGAUCUGUGGAAAAUAAAUUAUAUACAGAUUUUUAUGGUAGCACUUUCAGACUCACAGCCUUAUUUGUCUUUUGCUAAAUAUAAAUACAUAGGAGGUCACGUUUUUUGGAGUAAAACGUGCUUUAAAAUCAUAUUUUGGGCCUUCAUAGUCGGAAAAAUUCCUUUUCUAUGUGCAGACCAAAGCGAGCCUACUAUUGUAUGUGCACCACAGACAAGUGGGAUAGACAGGACCCUGAAGCCCUGCAAACUACUGACCCAAUAGUGAAUUUUUGCAUUAGGGCGUUUACAUUUAGUUCGCCACUGGCCAAAGUAUUACUGCCCAAGCAGUUUCGAGAUCUCUAAACAGCCUACUCAACGGAAUCCUCGUUAUGCUGGAGACCAUGAAAUAGUUGAGGGAAAUCCAAUAAUAGAAGCAACAGUUCUAGAACAUCAUCUAUAAGAACUCCUCCCUAGUUCUCGGGAAAGUGGGAGAAAAAAGCCCGCCUCGGAUUCACGAUUACGAUUACUAUAAACCUAAAGUUAGGUAUUUAGUGAAACUGAUUACUUAGUCUGGUUUUCGCUGUUCACAACCGUCUAUCUUCUCCGAUAAAAGAACUCGGGAAAGCUAUGAGAGAAGAGGGUGCUGAUAUGUCAGGAAUAGAUAGGAUCAGAGAGGUUUUUAAGGAAGCCUUCACACACGUAAUCAAGUUGGUGCUGAGAAUGCUAGUGCUCAUUCAUUUCGCAGCAUUAUUAGAAGAUUCUAUGAAUGCGUACGCUAAGGAAAAAAGAUAUUCGGGAACGGGUUGGAUGGUAUCCAAUCUCUAGAACGAAUGCCAGCUGCUUUUGCUGUUCCUGGCGUCGCUGAAGACCAGCUAUUUGUUCACUCGAGCAAAGUCCCCAUCAUCCCUCUAAGAAGGACUGUAGCUCGCCGUCAAAGCUGUCAUUCGACAUGACAGCGCUGUUUCACCAAACUUCUCGAAUUAUGAACCAGACGUCUUUCUGUCCAGACCAAUCCAUAAAUAAGAGGUUCUAGGUGGGAAAAGGCUAUUAUUUUGUGAUCUAACUUAUCGUAUGUACACUGUCCUUCUUACAGACCAUUCUAGCAAACGCGAUCUCCCAAGAUCAGACAUUAUAGCUUACCAUUAAAGACUGCAGUAGCAAGAGUACCCAUCACUGGCUGCAAGCGGAUAGAUGGAAAGCAAUCCAAAGCCGACCGACUGUUCCAUUGGGAUGAGGCUCUGUAUUCAGUCGACUAGCCAGCGGUUGUAGAAAAUGAAAUAUCUCCCACAACUCACAUGCAGUGACCUGUGUCUUCUGCAUAAGUGCCUCCAAACGACGCAACAUAGCACUGACAUUCGCUUCUAUUAGACUACAGUAGAGGACAUUAUACAAGAAAUCUGCGAAUCCUGCUUCCUUUACGUCGCUGACUGAGAAACCCUCAUACAGUUUGACCAUGGAUACUUUCAGAAUAUGUAGCGGCUUCAGUUAGCAGUCAAGACCCUGAAGUUGGAAAUUCAGGAUCCGUGAUUCUGUUCAAACUCACGAUGUUAGAGGCAUCUGUAUAUGUGUACAGUUGGAUCUGUCGGGGCGAUUGGUUCCGGAAGUACAUGUUAUACAUAAAUGAAAUGACAACUAGGCGUCGCCUUGAAGUAGUCGGCGCCUCAAUUUGACCUGGGAUCUUCAAGACUGCCCUCCUGAAGAUCGGUUUGGAGACGGCAUGGGAAUUGGCAGAAGCAUUCCACUGGCAAUGGGUAGGGUGAGAACGAUUGCGCACACGGCAGUAGUUUGGACUAGUGAACAAAUGUCAGAAACGGUAUAUCCGACAAUGUUCGAAAUCACCCACGAGUAAAACGUAAACCCAUAUCAAGUCCUUACCUUGCUUUGGUUUUUGACACGCUAGUGAAAACGCGAUUUUCGGUAAGAGAAGGAUGGGUUUGUCUGGUCGGACUGGGUUCGAAGCUGCCAUCACAUUAACGUAGGCUGGCAAACCUGGCACAUGAGCUCGUGCUAAGGUGAGGGAGGAGUGUAAUAUGAUUAGUGGGUUAUUUUCCCCUUAUCUUUGCCAGGCACAUUUGCAUGACGCCAUGUCCUGGGUAGCAUUACAGCCACAUUUUGGCACUGAAAUGGAAUUUAACGCAAAAAUACUCCUGCCUAAACAUUUGGUCGAAAAUUAUGAGAGAUCGACGAUCCCUUUUAGAAGCGUUCCCAAGGGAGAAAUAGUAUGGUAGUGAGGUGUGAAAGCUGACUGACAAGCAACACAAUUUCAAAUCAGUUUAUGAAUGAUAACAUGCUGACUCCUGGUUGGCCUCCUUUCCGUUUGAAUGUGCAUGCGAGACAGAAAAAUUGCCAUAUAAUAGCUACAUAUUUGUGUCAAUUGAUUUUGAACAUCUUUGUAGGGCCAGUCAUAUUUCUACUAGAAAAGAUGUAUAGAAAGCUAAUUUCUUUUACUCGGUUUUUGGCUGCCUCUUCACAAAAGCUGGCAAUCGAAAGGAAACUCCACUUUGGUCCGCCAACGUUUAGUAAUUUAUUUAUAUUUCGAAGCACUACCAGAAUUUAUGCGCACUUUUAAGUUUUCUAAAUGAAAUGCCACGUGUUCUUCUUGGGACAAAUUAAAGCAUCUUUGAUAUUAAAGUUAAGUGACUUGGCUGUGAUCCUAACAUGCGAUCGUGGUUUGGAUCGCGAUGCGCAUUUUGUGAGUACCAUACGUAAAUCCAAGAACAAUAGGCUGCAUGAGAUAUCGUGCGAGCGUUCCAAAAUUGAUCAGAAGCGCGCGAUUUUUUAUCAGUAAGAAUGCCCUCUUUUCGCACAUGAAAUGUAAAGAAGGCAUGUAUACUCCGAAAAAUAUGUAAGAAAAGGAUUUCUUGUACGUCAUUUCUAAUAAAGGAGGUCGAAUACGUUGAAAAAUUACACAUCAUAUUUCUAGCUGCCUUGGUCUGGUUGAAAAGAGAUUCAAUAGAAGCCCAACAUACUCUUGCCUAUGAAUGGAUCUGACAUAGUGCCCCAGUACAUCGGUUUUUCUAAGCAAGAAAAGGAAUUAUUUUUCAUUUAAAAGCCUAAAAAAGUCUGCCAGAGACUCAUGAAUUCGAGCAUGUACCUUGGUCUACUGAAAUUUCAAACCAACGCCUGGUGGCUAGUGUGGUACAUGUCUUUUUAAAAUUUAUAUCGUUUUCUUAACGAAGAAUAGUUGAAGCACGACCGGUUGUGGUGAGAGGAAUGACACCUGGCUAAGUGAUUCAAGCAAUGUGUCAAUGAUUUGAACGAAACAUAAACACGAAACCGUAUUUCGUGCCAUUUGAGUGCUGUUUAGGAUGGAUUCUGAAAUUUUUUUGAAAAGACCAGAUCCAAUUUCUAAUUGUCGUUCACGUGGAGUAGUACCUGCUAGAUGACGCUCUUUUGUAGGGUAACUUCACCGCACUUCCUUUUCAUUUCCGUUCACCCUUAUCUGACAAUAGCUUUUGUUAGGUUUGAAGACGUCCGGUGACAUUUAGAACUUAAACGUUGAAUAAUAAAUCCGUUUGCAUACAUCCUUUACUAUUUAAUAUUUGUUGAACACCAGUCUCCGUCAUGCAAUAGAAAAGGUAGCUAUGCAAUUAGUAACUGCUUCGACUGUUCAGAUGAAUAAUCACCCAGAAAUUUCGGCCAAUAGUUUUACAUCUAAGGGGAAAUGUUCAGUUUAACUUUCGAAGUGAGGGGUCUAAACCGUUAAAUGACCCGCUAAGCGCUGUAAACACUUCAACCGACGGGAUUAUUUGACUGACCCUAACAUACUAGCAGGACCUAGUCACCUGGCAACCAUUAUAGAUGGUGUGCCAGGUGCCCUGUUUUAUUUCUCACCCUAAACAUAGUGGCAUGAACAGUCGACAUAUGUUAAGACUGAGAUGAGCACUGACACGCAUGGGCCCAAAUAAAACCUUUCGGGUUGUUGCGUCCCCCAGGAACAAAAGACUCAGAGAAGCUGCUUGAACACCGAUAGCUUUGGGUGGAAUUAUGUUGUUUACUUAUUAGCAGCGUCCUGGUAGAACUAGCGAGCACAAGGUACCAUUAAUCCAUAAUAGAUUUGCUGUAAAGGAUGCUAUUUCGGACCUCUCUGAUGAGACAUAAACUCCGACGAAAGUCUGCCGUUAUUUAGGCUGAAAAAAGGCAAAAGCGGUGAGCCACGAAGCCUAAGAAACAUCUACGUGAUAUCAAAGAUGGGGGCUGCACACCCCGUUGGCGUUCACCGCCCACGAUACGCCGCGCUCCAUUUCUGAAGACGUUUAGCUCUUGUUCGUCGGGACCAUGGGCUGUACGCUGGCAGUCUCAGGGGUAAUUAGACGAGAGUCCGCAGCUAAUGCGAGUACAAGUGUGAUAAUUUGUCAAAGCGAGCCCCACUUCCCCCGUGGCAAAAUAAGUCCUUCUACGAUUGGUUCAGCGACACCUAUGGGCGUGGGCGUGGUAACGUUUUGCUGGGGCCCGGCACCACGAUGUCAGACACCACGCUGCUUUCGGGAUAUUGCGCAUCUCGCAUAAUUAAUUGUCCAAUUCUAACCUAUGCUCGCUCCUGAGCAGCAGCAGCAGCAGCAGCGGUGGUGGUGGCGCUAGCAACGACUGCGACAGCAUCCAAGCUGGAUUUUCUCCUGCCCUCCGCUAAUGUUCUUGACGUCCUUGGUGUGAGUGAAGCAAGGCAGAGAUAAAGGUACGUAGUGGUCAGACAAAGCCAGUGCUGACGGGGCCUCUGCCUCAGAGAGUGGUAGUUGGAGACCGACGGUGAGGAACCAACAAAGCCCAAAACUGUGAGAACACAAGGCUCCGGUGAAGUGAAUCAACAUCCAACUUACAGUGCAUUGAAUAUCGUUGAGAAGAUUGGUCUAACUAAUAAAGGAUUAGGAAGUUACCGAAUACCCUUACUUUGUUUGUUAAGUUAAAUGUGAAAGCAUUCCUGUAGAAAGUUCUAGGAGGAUAUUCUCCGGGCAAGCAUCAAUCAUUCUCUAAUAAUGUGAGGUUGUUUGGUACCACAAUUAACAUCUAUUCUCUUCUAAACAGAAGAUGGAAUAGGAAGUGUCUUGACUCAAGUUGGGAGAGGGCGAGGAAGCCAACAGGCUUAACUGACUUCUUCAUCAGUCUCACAUGAUUUCAGCAGAAGGGUCUUCUAUUAAAACACUAUAUACAGAUAUUAGACUUCAAUUUAUUAAUAGACUUUUUGUGAUGACAUCAAUGCUCACGAAGCGUCAGCAAACUACCUGCAUUGGUUGUCAACUUGCUAACUUACAGCGAAUCCCCUCCUGCAAGUAGGGGCUUUUUUUACGACGCCGUGGACAAGUUUCUCUGUCUACCGUCCCGGCAUCCCAGUGGAAAUCAGAUGCGUCAGACGGCUAGUUGCGGCAACAGAUUGUGCCAGGUCAGACAAACAACUUCCGCAGCUUUGACACGAAAGCGAUUAGGAUAUUACCUCAUGGCAAAGAGUUGCAAAAAAGCAUUUUUGCCCAAGGUGGUGAAGCUCAGUGGGAUAAGAAAAAGUAGUCUCUCCCCCGUUCUUCUGCUUGAGGGCGGUAGAAGCAAAUAAAGCCUAUUAUUUUCACUGCGGUCGGAAGCCUCAGUUUCUCUACACGCAUCCUUCGCACGGAGUUUUUCUCCAUGAGACGGUGUCUUUUAAGCUGCCAGCUGCUUGAAGGUGUUGGAAAUCUACAUUUAGAGCUAUUACGAACUGCUUACAAUUCAGGUUAUUUGGUAAGCAAUAUGGUCACAUUACUGCCAGCAUCACGGAGGAGGACGUACACCAGUUACGAACGAGCUCAUUGAAGGCGCAUCUAGGCUAUCCGUAAUAUUGACCAAAAGUCUAAAGAAUUUGUCUGUAGUUCAGAUAGAAUACAGAAAUUUCGUACUCUGACCACUUGUUCUGAAACAGACAUAUAAUUCGCAGAAUACUGUGCAAAGUAAAAUGUUAACGGUUUCACGCUACAAACCUCACUUGCAGGACAGACAGUUAAAAUACACAGGUUUUGCGUUUUUCCCUUGCCCGGUAAUGAGUCUUGCUGACUAUUAUGCUAAAAUUGCAAACCAACUGAAUCUUAUUGUGAAUACCUUAAACCCUCCUUCUAGGUCAGGAAAGGAAAACCUUGAGAGCAUUGUUCUAUUUCUUGACAAACUUUUAAAGUUUCAUAAUUUCUUGCAUUCAAUAAGACAGUGAGCAUAUGAUGACAUGUUAAGUCCAACCAUUACAGACUGGGAAUAUGAAAAUCACUCUUAGGAGCACAUAUUUUCUAGUGAGAUGUGCUGCGUAUUUCUCAGGUCGUUGCGGUAAAUGGCAUUUUUGGCAGCAAGAGACAUACACUACUUUAAAGAUCUAAAAAAUACCGAAUACGAGGGUCGAGUCACUGCGCAUUAGACAUUUUCGAUUACAAUUACAGCAGAAGAGAUAUCACACCGGUAACUAAGCUAGUCUCGAGAAUUGUAAAAGGCAGCAUCAGUUUUUUCAUGGUCAUCAGGCAUGUCCAUGUAAUUCAAUAGUCAGGAAACCUGAAGCGAGUUUUGGGGGCUGGCAUUUCGUUGCUGCCACCGGACACCAAUUUUUGGCAGGACUGUUUACAUAUUCCUAUAAUCUGUUUCAAUAUACAGUAUCUGGCCUAUCUCACGAAAUUUUAACUGAAAUUAUGAAAUGUGUUAUCGAUUAGAAAGAAUAACUUAAGUGGGGCUGUUAUAUUGGUCACCAGAUAACAUAAGCCCUAGCUAUUUCAGUUACUCCAGGAUACCCGCCGUUACACGAACUUAUUGUCGACCAUUUGCAAAACCACAAUCAGAAAAGUGCACACCCCACUGGUGUGAUUUAUUUUAUUAUUCUUCGAUGCCCUUAUGCAUUUCACUGUGUUUUACAGUAGAUAUGCACGAAAUAUUCAUGCUUGUAGUCAUUUGGUAGCGAAUUGCGUCUUCUUCUAACCUAAUGCCUAAGACAGGGAAUAUUUCAACCAUAAAAAAGCAUUUUUUAAAAUCCCGAAAAAUUAUGAAUCCAACUUACAGUUGCACUCGCUUUAAGGGUUUCUGGACUACAUGCUGUACACUUCCCGUUUAGGGUAAAUCAUAUAUUUCUGUAUGUUGUUAGGUGAACGUAAUAUAGGUUUCAGAAGAUUUCAAAAUUAUUGUGGACUUUGUUGUACACUCAAUGAACAGCACGAAUAAAUAGGCAGCUACGACGCCGCAUGAAUGAAUCUUUCAGACUUAAAAUAUCUCGCAAUUACAAACUUUUUAGGCUGAGAAAAAUAUUUUUUCAAGUACGAUAGUUAUAGAAUGCGUAAUUUGCUAUCGACUAAAUACGCGAAUGAAUGCAUGUUUCUAACAAAUAUAUCUAAAAUCAUUAGGUUAUCCCAAAUAAGUGGAAAAACCAUACUAAAUAAGUAGUCAUUUUAUACUGGGCAUAAACUUUCCAGGCUGCCGGAGAUCAUUUCAUUCAAAAGCCGACAUCCUGGCGAAAAUAAUGCCUUGGGACUACGCUACACGAUAAUCAAUAUCACGACCCCACCUUGUUAUUCUUUUCAAUCGAAAACAUGUUGUAUGUGGCGAUCCAGCUGCCAUAUACAUAUGUAUACAUGAUGAAGUUCUUACUUUUCCCAAAGAACCUAUUACUUCAAAAUAUGCAUAUAUAUUGGCAAGGGGGCGCUCACCAAUCGCGUAACGAGAAUCACUUAUUCCGUUGUGCCUUGGGGCUCUCUCGAGCCCAACCGGCAGCCGCAGAGCGGUGCGUAAUAUGGACAGAGUAACAUUACUGAAAACGACAAGGGAGACUGGAAUGGCCAUUUCUGGCGUAUUAGCUGGCGUCAGCCAGUCAUACUCCAAAGGAUGGAACACCCGGGGCUCGAUCGUGCGACCUGCUGGUUAGAAGUUCAACAUCCCUAACCGUCCUCGUACUGCCGACUGCGAUUGGGAAUAUACUAUAUUACGCGCCAGUGUGUGGCUGCCGCCUAGGCUCGAGAGAGAACCCCAAGGCACGAAGGGACGAGUGAGUCCUGUACCACGAUCGGCAAACACCCUCCUACUACUGUAUAUUCCCGAUCGCGACCGAGUGGAUAACAAACCCGUGGCUCGGUGUUUAUAGGUGUGGACUUCUAACCAGUAGGUUGCAGGAUCGAACCCCAGAUGUCUUUGUCGGUAAUGCCAUUCUGCCUAUAUCAUGCGCCGCUGUGCGGCUGCUGGUUGGGCUCAAGAGAAAGCCGUUAAGGCACAAGGAACGAGUGAGUUCCGUAUGAACGAUCGGUGGGCGCCCCUACCAUUGUAUAUUUCCGAUCGAAAACCGACAAGGCAACGGGCUCGUGGCCCAGUGUUUAGAGGCGUGACUUCUAAAUAACAGGUCGCGAGUUCGAGCCUCGGGUGUUGCACACUUCGGUUUUGGGUAUGAAUGGCUGACGAGGGCUAAUAAGUCGAAAGUGGACAUUCUAUUCUCCCUUGUCUUUGUCGGUAGUGUUGUUCCAUAUAUAUGUGUGUGAAUUUAAAAACAGGCAUCUCAAGAUUCGUAAUUUGGAAGAAAGGACUUAUUUCUUAUAUUUUCCAAAAUAUAUAAGUGUAAAUAUAUACAUAUGUAGUAAAGGAUGCUCAUCGAUCGCGUUACUUGACGUGCUGGUCCCAUGGAGUCCUGGAGCCCGAUCCGAAACUCCCCAGGCAGUGCCACGGCGACCGGUAAUAUAUGCAGAAGAAGAUAGCUGACAAAGACAAGAGAGACCGAAAUGAGUUUUUCCGGAUUAUUGGACAUCAUCAGACAGCCACGCCAAUCGCCGGACUCAUGGUGCCCGAGGCUCCAUCUUUCGCUCCUCAGUAACUAUUAGUCGAGCGUUUUAACUAUAGCGCCACGGACUUGUUGGCCCAUAGGUUGCUGUCGAGGUAGAAUCUGUGGCAGAGGGCGCUCACCGCGUGACAUGAGCUGCUCAUCCCGCUGUUCUUAGUUCAUAUACCUGGUCUUAACCGACAGUACAACGAGCCCGUAGUUCACUAAUUAGGCCGCUGGACUAAUAACCAAGAAAUGGUAGGGGAUCGAGCCUUAGGUGCUGCGCUUUUAGGGCGGAGUAUGGCUGGCUGAUGACGACUAAGAAGACAAAAAUGGCCACUUCAGUCUCAUUCGUCUUUGCCAGCAAUUUUCUACUGCAAAUAUGUAUAUAUAGUAAAAGAUGGAAUUCCUCCGGAAAUGUAUUGUUUUUAUGGUUCAUAUAUCCAAUUAUAAUAAUUUAUCAUGGGGCAGUCUGUCAGUUUCGUCAGUAGUUGAAAUAUGAACUAAAAUACCUUGCCGAUGGUCAGGUAUUCAUUGCAUGCUUUCCAAAAAGGAGAAUUAGGCAAUUAAAAGUCUUAUUUGCAUGAAACCAAUAAAAAACGAUUAAGCUCAAACAGACAGAGAUCGUCCGAUAUUGCAUUUAUUGAUUUCCUUGUGUGGCAAUGUGCAGGUGAAAACUGCCCGCUCCACCUGCAGAUUAUGCCAGGUCGUCUGGAGAUUGAAGUCAUUUUUCGCUUACUUACACUACUGGAUGACUGCAGCGUUCUCCUUCUGUCCUUACCUCUCACUGUCUAGACAUUUUAAUAGCUCAAUCGGUAGCCUGUUUUUGUUUAUCAAGUGGUUUCUGCACAUAGACAAAUUGCUCACCGACAGAAAAUGCCUUCGGAAUGUGGAGCGUAUAACAACUGCUGUUCGAAGCAACCGCGUGCCUGAUAUAAUUAACCCAAGUUAUGGCUAACUUCUGAUGACUCCACCAAGCAGGUUGUAGUCAACAGUUGCCGCAAAUCAAACCCUGCAUAGUAUUGUUCUGUAAAUCAAAAUUUAACUCUCCUCUCCUCCAUCAAACUGAACAAUUGAGGUGUUCUCUACCAAGCGGCGCGUAUAAUAUAGCUUUUAUCUUCACAGAGCCCAUUCUUAAAAAAGGAGGACAAAUUAUUUAACAUAAAAGGAAGUCUUGUGGUGAAACCAACUGAAAAAUGGCACCUUUAUAGCUGAAGAGGAUAGGAACCGAAAAUGCCGCUGCCGUGGGCCGUUGGCUGUUUAGUCGGGUAUUUGGAGAGAGAGAGAGAGAGAGAGAGGAGUUCGUUCUAUUUUGAAAUCAUAAAUUCAAAAGUUUCAGCAAAAAAUUGGCUAUAUUCACUAUGGGCAGUAAAUAAGUUAAUAGAUUAUUCCCGAGUCAAAAAGUUUGACACAAAAGGCACGAUUAUUAGGAGGACAGUUAAAGUCUUAGCUUCUGUAUUGCUGUCUUCUCACACGUAAGAUAGCGCGCCAAGAAUGGCAAUACAGAAGCUGGAAAAGCUGAUGUGCGACAAGACAUAAGUCGGAAGCUGCGGCGCAUCGGGCGGGAAGACUUCGCAGAAAUAAGAUCAGAAUGCGAGGGAUGGGCAACGUCAUCUAUAAUCCGACCAGCAACUUGCUUGACCGUAUAGAAAUUCCGUUGUAGGAUAGUGUCGACUAAAAAAGGAUAAGAAACCCCAGCGACAGAAGAGAGCAUUCGGAGGACUCGUUUUAAAACUAAAAGACCUUUUUGAGCAAAGCAGGGAAAAUGACAGGAGAGCAGUAUAGGACAAGAGGAAGAAUGCAGGUAUCGAUGAAUAUCGAGACUAAGGGUCGAGGUGUGUGGUAGGAACGUACACAACGAAUGGUAUAAAGAAGUUUACGAACGUUAGUAAAUAGGGACUCAAUAUGGUAGGGAAACGAAAAAUGUGAUGACAGUGUAGCGCCAUGGUACCUGAAAGAGGAUACCUCGUUAGAAAAGAUGAAAAGGGACUCAGGACUAGAAGAGGGCCGCAGUCGGAAAAUACACUGAACUGAUUUUUGGUUGUUCAGUAGGAGACCAUUUUCAUUCGAGCAUACUAGGAAAGGGUUAAGGCCAUCCUUUAGAGACUGGAGGUGUGUCCGAUUUUUGAGAGUGUGUCCAACAACCACAUCAUCAGCAUACUUAACCAAAAGACAUUGAUUAACUGUACUGGAGGUAGAAACAGUUGCAGCCGGGUUCCGUCCGUUGACGAGGACCCAGGGACCAAUAACGCUUUCCUCCAGGCUGUAGGCACGUCGCAGGAGAGCUUGACACAAUGCGUUGAUUCGGGUAUUCUUGCGACUAGCCGAGUUGACAGUAUACCAUUGACACACGAGCCCUUCACGGGGAACUCUUUGCGCCUGCCAUGAGAUCUGCUACCUUCCGAAGUUUUAGCCGGUCAAAAUAUGGUUCAACCUAUGACGAUUAAAUCGUUGCAUACUGGACCUGGGCACAGGUUACUUAACUGUUUUACACCAGUUUACUGUCUCUAAUCGUGUCAGAGUUAAGAUUGCGGGUCAUUUUCCACCCCAAUAAAUCAGCACGGUGAGAGGGGGAGGAGGACAAGCGACCCGCAUAUACCCCCAGAUUAUCCUAAGACGGUGAGACCUUUUGGCGUGUCCGGAAACUAUUUUGACACCAUUGCCUCCAUAUCAGUCUUAACCUGAAAACAAUACUCGUCAAGAUUGUCCAAUUGUAGCAGACCAACUCCGUUUAGACAGCGACAUAGACUUUUGCCGACCGACAUCUACAUGGAACUCACACUACUAAGCCUCUUUAAUAUUGUGCCCACAGGCUGCCAUCUACUUGGGGACGAGGGAGAGGUCAGGGAAACGCACUGGCAUGGAUUGCCCAAGUACUUAAUUAGAACAUUACGGAUUUACCGUGCUAGUCCCAAUUGUCCUUUCGGAUUGGUUGAGAGCAGAGUGCAAUGCCCUUUAGGGCACUUUCGCUGUGAGGACGGAUGGACCUCUCACAGAUGAGCAGUUUCAGUUAGUGCGCUCGGACUGCGGUUGAGGGAAACUGAACAUCCCCGAAAACCACCGGCUUCAUAUCAUACGCUUCAUCAACUUCCUCUGAAAACACCCCUGGGUGAACUGCAGCAGUCUGAACGGUGGAAUGUAGGCGGGUUACCUCAACCACCUGGAACUGUUUUCAUCCAGCCAUAAACGCAUAUACGCAGUAAGAAUCCUAUCCGUCAGCCUGACUGUUUCGGGAGUCAGACGGACAGGUCGGUAACUAGCAAAUAUCGGAGCCUUUGUUGGAUCUCUGUACUGAAUAAAUAUCAAUCAUGGAUUCUGACACAGUCCUACGAUACCAGGGGACCUUCUCCACUAUACACAGAAAUGAAAUGUUUGAUCAAAAAUCUACGUUUUUAUGAAGUGUCACUUCUCAGUUCCUUACAACCCAGAUUAUUAAGGAGGCCAACCUUGAGUGACGUCGAGCGAUAAGCAUAAUAUCUGUACCCUAAUAUCCACAGGUCUCAACCUAUGGUUCCAUUUUUCCCCUGAUGAUAAUGUUAGACAGAAUUGAUCUAAGUAGCUUCCGAUUUAUGUAACCGGCACCGCAUGUUUGUCUCAGAUGAUGUAACAUGCCCCAUUUUUUUCAUUGCGGCUUUUAAACUUACCCAGGCGAACUUAAAGCAACAAGGUGGUGUGGUCUUUCACUCAUCUGUCAUUUCAAGUACCGAAACAGUAUGACUGAAUUUUAACAGGACAGACGUUCUCCCUUGGAUGUCCCCUGACUCCGCUUCUAAGAAUUUGUCUACGUUAUUCUGGUCAGUUUUUUGCGCACUUCAAGUGAAAAAGCGCUAUUUUUGACAAAACUAAGAUUUACCAAUUUGGAAACUUAGACCGUAUUGCUAUCCCCAACCAUUAGUCUGUCGGUGAGUUUCUAUAGACCAAAGUUGACAUUUAUAAGGACGCACACAGACAGCAGACUACACCGAUAGCCAAUAACCAAAAUAAAAACAGCAAUAGAUCUUUUAGACAGAAUCGGUUAAAUAUAGUCCGUCACCAGUGCCGCCUACAUGCAAAGUGCCAAAAUAGCUGAAAUAUUUAUAUAUUUGGAAGCAUUUUAAUGAGUGAAGUAAGAAGGUGUCUGUUCAAGGCGGAAGCCGAAGUCUCACAGUCUACAUCUGUUUACCGAAGUGUACAGAGAGUGUUUUAAAACGGAUCACCUUUACGUGCCUUACUAUGUUGUUAUGGAUUAAAGACAAUUAAAGAAGAUGUACUUGUAUAUGAACGGCGUUGUUUUGCAGGCUUAACUGACAAUGUAAGGGACCUGCAAAAACCUACUCUAAAUUUAUUGCGUAAAGUUCCCAGUUUCGGUCGAAGCGUGAGCAUAAUUCAUGCGUUGAAAGUUGUUAUAAUUAAGCUUCCUUUCCAGUUGUUCAGAGGUCGUGCCCUUUUUAACUUUACGUACAUUGUUGGCAUAAGUUGAACCAAACAAGUAUGUUGUCGAUUAAGUUUCCACCACAGUUCGCAUCGGAAAUUACUGGAUCCUCAGAGCGCGUGAAAAAUGAGAUGGAAAAUCCCCAUCCAAAUUGCCUCGAGCUCCUUUCGGACCCGCCGACAAUAAAACUGCCAGAUAUCGUUAACAAAGCUGUGGUAAUGGGAGGGAGUAGUCAUCGCAUUUUCCCCACUCAAGACAGUAAAACAAACGGCAACUGACGGAGAGAUCGAGGAAGGGGUACGGAGACGGUAGUAUCAGCGGCUGGCCGUUGGUUCCCAGGAAGUUCAUCAUAAACUGCCGGUACUCGGGCUGAGCCUCAAAAAUGAGAUAAAUUUGAUUUAUUUGUUUGGACACUCGUGUGCCUCCACAACUUGUAGGUAGCAUGUGGACAUUUGUGAGAGCACUGUUCGUGCAGUAUAUCGGGAAUGGAAAUAAAAGGAUAGAACGUUUAACCGUCUGUGCGGCUGUUACAGAAGAGUUAUAAAGUGGAAAACAAAAAUUCUGUGAUUUAACAUAGUAAGACGUUCCAACACUAAAAAUGCACCCCAUCUAUUCCGAGUGGGCGUGUGUCUUGUCGGCGACCGCAAUGCCAGUAAUCUGAAUAGGAAAAGAAGUAAUUCAGAGAGAGUUAACUCCUUUCAAUUAACCAGAAUACUAGGUGAAGCCAAAGACCUGACAGCCUUCUGAGUGCAUCUGAAGCAAAUUAACCAGCAUAGCGAUACGGCUGAUAGUAUAGGCUAUGAGUCCUCGCUAUAAGAACAUAAACGUCCACAAGACACUUCACGCGUAUUUGUAAACUUACUCGAGAGGCUUCAUGACAAUGAACGCUCACAACUGUUCAUUCUGAUGUAUUCCAUUCCGAUGGGCUGAACUUGUAGCACAUGCUUCCUUGCUUUACGGUAUAUCGCUACCUCAUGAAAUGUUAGCCGGAACAUGGGAAUGUGUUUUCGCCUCGAAAAGCUAACUUAAGUAGGGCUGUAAUAUUAAUGAUCGUGAAGCAGAACUCCAAACUAUUUCAGUUACAUAAGGAUAUCUAUUGUUGAACGAGCUUACAUCUGGUCUUCUGCAAAGGGGCUACUUAAUAAGUUUGCACUUUUUCUAUUGAUUUCGAUGCCCCUAUGAAUUCAAACAUAAUGCGCAAAAUAUUCGUUCAAACACUCAUUUGGUAGCAAAUCACGUCUUCUUUGAAGCUUACAAUUUACGAAACGGUAUCCCUCUGUUUAGAAAUGUUUUCUUAUUUUCCAGUAACUUUGAACUCGACCUGUCGUUACACUUUCAAAUUACAAACUAAUUAUUUUCCGUGUAAGGAAAAUCAAACAUUUCUAUACACUUCUAAGAAGGUAUCACAUGGAGUUCAAAAAAUUUUGCAGUGAAUUUGAACCAUGCUGUAUACCUAACAAGCGAAAUUAAUUAAUGUAAAAAUACGAUGUUAUACGAAUGGGCAUUUCAUGGAAUUGAAAAUAUCAUAACAAGCGGCUUUUUCAAAACCGGAGGAUGUCUUUUCUUCAAGCAUAAACUUCAAAGAAGAUGUAAUUUCCUACCAAACGAGCAACAGUACGAAUAUUUUGCGCAUUUCUUCUACAAAACAUUUUUGGAUUAACGAGGGCAUCGAGGAGCGACGGCGAUGAUAUUCGGCUGGCUAAAUUCAAUGCGUCAAAAAUUAUCGCAAUGACAAAUGUUUGUCACUAUUCCUUCCCGUUAUGAACUGAUCUCUACUGAGUGGCUUCUUAUGAGAUGUAAAGGAAUACCUCUACUGGGUUUUCACUAAGGUGUUCCUGUUGUGGUUAGACUAUACAGGCAAGCCAGCAAGCACAAAUAAGAAGCAAUCUGCAUGCAAAUGCGUGUAUGGUGUGUUUCUCAACAGAAAACUCCGCCUCUACUUAUUGCUUCACUGGUUAUUAGCAAUGAGAAGUUAAGCACCAUUUUUUCGGGAAAAGUAACGAACCUGAUAAUAACGGACACCACCCUUUGAUGGAACAUAUAAUGUGACAAAUAGAUAAUAGCGAUGGUGUCAUUGCGGUUUUCAAGCCUUAGCUUUCCGCAGUUGCAGUUACAUUUGGCCUGCAGUUUAAAAAUACUUUUAAAACUCCCAAAUCAUCUGUUUCGGUUGGACACGCAAAUGGAAAUCCCCCCCAUAAUUUCGAUAGUCUUAUGCUAACUUCCAGGAAGAUAAAUGCUGGAAUUUUAGUUGGGGUUGAGGUUAGAGUUAAUGUUUGGGUUAGGGUUGAGGCCAAGGUUUGGGUUAAGGUCGGAGUUAGGGUAAUAUUUAGACCUAGGGUUAGGAUUUGGGUUAGGGUUACCGUUGGGGCUAGAACAUGGGAAUAACCAUCUUCUCCGGAAUCUGACGUAAGACUCCGUAUUUCGAGGAUUUCUUGCUUUAGUGUUUUACCACUCUUUUUCCCCUUGGUUAUUUUAAUUUUGUACUCACGUCAAAUUCUCUGUUGGUCAAUAAGUCUUUCAAUGAGCGCCGUAAUAACUGCGACAAAGUGGGCUACAGAAGAUAACCAGAACAUUAUCAUUUAUUUUCCAAUAUUGUUUUCUGAUGCCUAGACCUCUUAUGUCCGGUGGCUGUAUCCGUUACGGACAACGUGAUUGACGUUAUAUAAACAUGCAUGACAGUCGAGAUUGUGUAUCAUCUGAAUGCUGACUCGUCUGUUUAUGUGACUUAGGUAGGCGGGACGAAAAAUUUCAGUAAAAAGUCAACGGGACAUAACUUUGACUAAGAACUUGAGGUGGCUUACCCUAUUUAUCUGUGACUCUAGACUUGAGGAAUGCAGGCAAUGUUUCGGAACUUACUUCGGAAACUCCCCUCUCGUCUUUCUCUCUAGCCUUUUUCUAAGAAAUUACAGCUGACGAAACUGGUGUAAAAAGCCACACUUUGAGUAUAUAAAACUUAUUUUCCCUUUCUGCUGGCCCCCUAAACUUUCCAGUGAUGGCAUUUCACCGCCCACUGUAUUUUUCUCUGUAGCAUAGUGGGCCUGCUCCCACUAGAUCACAAACUCGUUUCGAGUCACCUCUGAGUUUAUUCCUCUCACAUAGACCCUGCUCCCAACGAUCAUCUGUCAGGUAGGCCGGCAGUCUCCAUAUAGCAUGUUCCAGAGCCACCAUCCGGCUUAUGCAGAGGGUAAGAACUUUUGUCGUGUGGAUUGCAGCACCCUCUGUUCUCUCGAAUGCUGUGGUUUGGUCGCAGGUAUCUAACAUGCGAUAAAUGGUGGCAGCCGGGCCGAGAUUCCGGGGGCAUAUGAGAGCGCGCGCGCGUUCUCUCAAACACCGGAGCGCGCGAUUCACCCUGAGAGGGGCGACUAUCUCACACGGCGUGACGUAUCAAAUAUCGAAAUAUCCGUCAUCUGGGACCUCGCGGUCAUGAGUUUGACGGCGACCCCGAUGCAGAUGCCCGUUUAGAGGACAAGAAAACAAUUAUCACAGUGCUCUAGGGGGAGUGGAGAGAAAGAAAACAAGAAAGCAUCCGCCUCCCGUUCGGAGUUGUUCGUGGAAAAUACAUGAACCACAACAGGCCUAUAAAAACGGGCAUAAGCAUUAUCUGCAACUAAGUCGUCUGCUCCAAAAUGACAACAGUCAUUGUUCCUGCGUCCACAAAACUGUCUGCGUACCAAUGCUUACAGGGAAGGGGUAUAGGUCAGAGGAAAGAUUUACAUACAAGACAAACCCUCCUGGACAAACGGAGAAGCAAGGAGAGGCUCCCUUUUCUCCUUGACCGUGAAACUUUUUUGAAUCAGCGAAUGACCACCUUUUUUAACCGACUUUACUAUGACGUUGAUAAAAUAUAUUAGGUUAUCUUCCAAAUUAAAGAUUUAUCCAAUCCAUCUGACCAAGUAGGGCGAAGCAAUGCGACGUCAAAUAUGCACUUUCAACGAGGAUAAUUAUUUUAGCUUUAUUUUCGAGACUUUGGAGAUUUCAUGUCCUGCUUUGGAGAUCACGUGUCUAUUAGUUCGAUGCACUGGUUUUGGGGACCAAAACAACAAUGGCUGCAUCCUGACCCCAAAUAUAAUUCUAAGCCUAACUCGAAAAACAAGAUGUAAUCGCUGUAGCAAGAGGUUUGUUGGCCCGAUGUUUCGAAUUCCCACUUGAGCCCAUCAUCAGAGACAGUGGCAGAUAAGAGUAACUGAGGCACAAAGAAUGCUUCUAUUGGCAAUGCAGCAUGUAUAGGCAGCAGUUGCCACGCGACCACCCGUCUAAUCUAAUUGGCAGUUACCGCAUUCAUUGCCGAUGUUCGUAAUUGAUGCACUGAUGGAUUGUUAAUUCACACCCAAGUGGUUAAUUGCCGAAAUGUGAUCACCGUUGCGGAUUCUUGGCGUGAUAAUGACUCAGGUAUUUGACUCGCUGUCACAUUAAAUUGUCGGUACUCCCUACCCACCCCGCAUGACCAAUUACUCUGCCCAGGCAAAGUCUGAGCACAGAAUAUGGGGCCGGGAGGUCAUUGUGCUUGAUUGACUGGGGGCUGGUGAAGCAUGACUUAAGCAACUCGUGGCUCACGCGGUUGUUUCUUCUUGCGAGCAUUUCGACCUCGUAAAUGCUGAAGGUAUGAUCGGGAGCCCUAGGGUGAGCCAAAUUGCCGAGUAACCACCACGCCAAGAGCCCACAGCAGUGACUGCCUCUCGGCCGUUGACGACUCGGAUGCGGGCUAACAAGCAAUCAUUGCACCCGUUGCGAUCCACAGCGCCGAAUGUUGGAGCUGCUAGUCAUACUCGAUAUGUGGUCGCGUGGCGACUGCGACCUAUAAAUACUGCACUGCUUGUGCCUCAGUCACUCUUAUCUGCGGCUGUCUCAGAUGAUGGGUUCGAGUGGAGACCCGAGACGUCGGGCCAACAAACGUCUUGUUCUAGCGAUAACAUCUUUUUCUGGAAUACCUCAUGGAACUCGCCCCUUCGCUUCCAUCGGCUAAACCUAAACAUAACGUUAAUCUUCACCAUGACCGUACGUCUGACCUUAUCUCUAGCCCUAAACUUAACCGUAAUCCUUAACUCAACCCUAACCUGAUUGUAAGGGAGUGGGUGUGGUAUAACCAGCUCAUACUAUUACGGCGUCUGCGCAAUUUGCGCGCGUAAAGUCACGAAACUCCACCAUUAACGAAAGCUUUUACACCUGGAGUUUAACUGCGGAUUCUACUUGAUACUUAGAGAAAAAGAGACCAUCGAAUGGUGGCCGGAUCGAUUUAACCUUUUGUGAACUAUAUGAACGUGUUAAUUUUGUGUUCCGAAGUACGCCGUUUGUGCAAGCAGAGGCCAUCAACUUAUCCCCACAGGCUUCCAUGCCAAAGGUGGUCUGUUUGUUUGGCUAUCGUGUGUUGCUCCUGGCGCUCAUUCUCUUCUAGAUGUAUGACAUUCCAUGUCAGUCCUCUUGCUACGCCACGGUAGCUAUCUGCGGGCGUAAGGCCUCUUCUCUCGGUUACGGCAGAGGCCCCAGGGAAGGCGCCUUGAACUCCGGCGACUACGGCCUCUGGCACAACCCUCCCACUGGCAGUGGUCAGAGUGUCUGGCCCUGGCGACCUCUAACCUCGUCCGGCACUGUGUUGGCGGGCGCGCGGACGGCAGAGAGAAGCCCCGGGCGCCAUGACCUUGAAAGUUCUCGCAUCCACCGCAUCGUGAGGGGGACUGGUAAUGAGGACAAGAUCAACUCCGCUGACGAUGGGGAGGAGGACGAGGAGGAGGAAGACAAGGACGAUCAGCUCACCGGAACGGUCGCCUGGCCUGAAGCGGUAGGCGGGUCAGCCACCCGCACCUCUCGCGGCCUGCCCUGGAUGCAGGCCGAUUCGACUGACUGCGCAUUUCUUCCGGCUGGCGGUUGCGACAACUGGGCCAAUGGCCUGUCCGCUGCACACAAUCUCUUCAGCGGAGAUUUUGAAGCCAUGUCCAGACGUACGUAGGGAGAUCUAAGCCAUUCUUUUUUUAUUUCUUCCUCCCCUUCAUCGAGGACGAGAUACUAGUCUGUUUUAUCCCGAGCACUCUAACGCACGGAAUGUGAUAACACUGUUUCUGAAUCCGUAGGCAUUUUGGUUCACUGGUGGGAAAACUACAUGAUUAAAACCUUCGGAAGUUAUUCAGUCGCGGUGUAGCAUCGCAGUUGGACAGAGUGUAAAAUGUUGUUGUUCGAUAGAUGUUGGUUACAGUUUACUGAAGUGUACUUUGGUCGAAUAUGCUAUUCACUUAUUCGACCAAAACUCCACAAAGGCAAAAGUAGCCGCUUUAAAUCGUCAAAAAGCCUAGUUCUUUAUUGGGUCCGGCAGGUGACCGAUGGCAAUACCCUGGCGGUGUUUCUUUACUACCUAUUGUUCAUCAACAAGGUGACUGCCUUCGGGCACCGUGGGCUACGGUCCAGAUCAAAACACUAGAUAAUAUCCCGCCCUAUCACCAUGCAAGCUCGGCGCACGUAAAUCGCAAGUGGAUAAUCCGCAUGUCAUGCUCUUAAUUUCAGAAAAUCCUGGCUGUUCCUCUAAAAACACCGAGGUUUGCAAAAAUAUGUUUCCUGAGAAUUUCGACAAGAAGAGCUGGAUCAGUGGAAACUUCACCGCUGGUAAGCCAGCUUGUUGCUCCAAUUUUCAGUUCUCCCAUUUUGCCUGUGUUGCAUCUGCUCCUUCUAACCUAUCUAGUCCGAUUACUAUGCACUGUAUUAUAGUACUGCAAGUCUCUUCCAAUCUAGCUACCCUUAUGCGCCGUCAUUUUCACCCUUUUAGCCGUUGUGAUCAGGGUAACGCAGACGUUUUGGUGGUUCGGAGUCAACAAUAACUUCCAGCCUUUCAUUCGUUUCCAAGUAAAAAGGACUCUCAAAACAGACAUUCAGCCCUACGACGAAAAGGUAAUACUCACCUAUGCCUGGCCAACCGACUGUGUGUGCCCCAAUGAGCUCACUGUGGGCAAACGUUACCUCCUGCUGACCCAUUCGAAGAUCUCACGUCAAAGUCUUACAAUAAGCACGAAGUCCGUGUUCCUUAACCGCGUCAAACGGUAUACAAAACGCCUACUAGUAAGUGCGCCCAUAGAACUGUUCGCAUCACUUCUCUAAAGCCGUGUUUUAGUGCCGUAUAGAGGCUUAUGCGCGGUGGUAUCUUACACUUUUCUUGUAACUAGCUUUGCCUUCUAGUGGUUUGGUUUGCAAAAAACAAUUUUCCAUGGCCAGGCAGAUGUGAAUUAGGUUCUUUAAACAAGACGUUCCAUAUUAAUGAUUUGUUAUACUUAUUUAUUCCGCACUACUCCAAACCUACAAUAAUAGUCGAAAACAGAGAAAGAACGCGUACUCCAUCUUUAAAAAGAGAAAUUUAUUGACCCGAAGUUUCGGAAUCUCAGCUGAAUGAAGUUGAGAGGCAAAAUGAGUACAGUUUCUGUAGGAUAUGGUAAAAAGCGUGGCCACUGGCAGACCAUGAACGAGUCACUGACUCCUACGUUUUUCUCGUGGAUGGUUGCAAGCAGAGGAACAACAGCUUGACUUAUCAAUUCCGAACCCUUAGUCGCCGCGCCAUCAUCGACGCGGACGGUAAUUUGUUAAUAAUGACCUGACAAUGGGCUUCUAGGUACUAUUCCACUGAGUAGUAUUCGCCCGCGCGGCUCCCAUAUACGUGAUUCCUCUGCCUAGGAGGAUUCUAAGCGUUUCAUAGGUUGGGGAAGACAUUAUGUUUAACGGUCAAUUCCAAACGGAAGAAUUCUGACCCAAAUAGCCUGGAACACGAGUAGUUGUUAUCUUGUGGGAGGAGGUUGGCCUCAUUGAAUUUGACAACGUUGCCAAUAGCGUCCAGUGAGCCAGAUCUUGCGAGCUUGUAUCGUUUCUCCGCCCAGUUGAUGCCUGUUCGCUCAUUCUCGUCCGUAGUAAGCCUCUUGUUUCUCUGAUAAAGUUCGCCUGUACGCAUCUGUCCGAAAACGACCGUAGGCGUUUGUUUCGGUGUCAACAUGUUUCUCCUAUUUGUCGGCAGUCGGAUUGGUGCUUCCAGUCAAUCGGUAUGCGGCGGCGGCGGCUGACAGUUCAUGAGAGGUUCUUAGCGUACGGUAGGAGUCGGAAUAAUCAGGGUCUUUUGUGGUUUACCACCCCAGUACUAUUUUGCACGCACAGCGUGCCCGAGUCGUGCGGGUCGACAUUCGCUAUGUAUACUCAUCCAAUGUGUCGGAGGUCGGCAACCUUGUCUUCCGUCCAAUUUCACUGUGCCCCUGAACGCCAAUGUACCGUUGCCACGCAAAUGCAUGUGCGGUUGAAUGGGUGAUAGCUGCUGAAGUUCAGUACCGCGUAGUGUUUGUCGUUUUCCGGAGUACUUUGACCUGUAAACCAACAUAAUGGCCAUAUACAGGGGUAUCAGGGAGAACAAUCUGACUGUUUACUUCAUCCAUCGUGAACUGCAGACCUUGCCCGAUGACUUUUAAAAGUUCUUCAAAUAUCAGCAUCCCACUCCGUUCGAUGACAAAGCUGUCGUCUACAUACCAAGUCCAGUAAUCAGUCUGUAUUGGAAGACCAGUGACCCUGAGCAUUGUAGGGCAACCUUAACUUAAAGUGCCAAAUGUCGACAAGUUUAUGCGAGUGAGAACUGAGGAGGCAGCUUCAAGGCAACAAAGUGUAUUCUCGCAGUUCAUGUCUACCAUACACAGCUACGCCAUAAAGAUUCAAGACCGACUAAGGUCCUCUAAGCAUUCUGGCUUGGCGUGAUUUUCCUAACUUCAGGCCACUGGAAGAAGCAACGGAGAUAAGGCACUUUUGUUGAAUAUAUCAUGGCGUGACGUCUGCCUUUAUGGAGUAGAUGACAUCGAAAUAAAGGUUAUGACGCAUGCCUUCUUCACAUCCUGGCAAGAGCAGCACACAACAUUAAUCUAUUGACACUGGCAUGUUGGUUAACGCACACUCAACUAUGGCGCAUCCUGUUUAGGCCUUAUGUGAUUUUAUUAUUCUGGUGUUGAUGUGCUGUAAAACUAUGGUGACGAACCAGACUUCCCUUACGCAUAAGAGGUCGUUUAGAGAGUUAAAGGCCAAUGGCGGCUUGUGACAGACUACUUGCUCGUGUCUUCUAUCUGCAUGCUUCCGCUCAGCUUCCAAGCAUCCCUGCUCUGCCACUCCCCAUUUUUCAUGUUGCCACUUGCUUAUGUUUCAAAUUUCAGCCAAUCAUUGUGGCACACCAGUGA